UCUACAUUCAAAGCUACAAAUUGCAGAGUACGCUCACCCAGGUUUCCAGUGCCAUAUACGCAGAUAAUUGCCUUCUCUAUGGGUUCUUCAAAAGGCUUUCUAUCUUUGUUUCAAAUUUCAAAGUCCAUCAAUAACCCGUAUGCAGCUUACUCUAGCGUGCGAACAGCUCCAAGAAGAAGCAUGGCAUCAAUUGCAAAUUUCAAAGUGCCCACGGUCAACAACGAGCCAAAUAAACACUAUACGAAAGGCUCUGAGGAUCGUCAGAAGCUACAAGAUGCUGUUGCAGCACUGAAGAAGCAGGCGCCACUCGAGGUUCCCCUAGCGGUCGGAGGACAAUAUAUCAAAAGUUCAUAUAUUCUCACGCAACACGAUCCUUCCUCUCACGCCGACAUCGUCGCAAAGUAUUCAAAUGCAAGCACAGCAGAAGUAAAUAAGGCCAUCGGCUCGGCAUUAGCUGCGAAACCAGCAUGGGAAUCCCUCCCGUUCGCCGAUCGCGCCGCAGUGUUCCUAAAAGCGGCCGACCUCAUAUCCUCCAAAUACCGAUACGAGAUCAUGGCUGCAACUAUGGUCGGACAAGGCAAGAAUGCGUGGCAAGCGGAGAUCGAUGCCGCCGCAGAAUUGUGUGACUUCUUGAGGUUCAAUGUGAAGUAUGCCGAGGAUACUUACGGACAUCAGCCGGUACACAACUCUCCAGGGGUUUGGAAUCGCGUUGAGUACCGACCACUCGAGGGAUUCGUGUACGCCAUCACACCCUUCAACUUCACGGCGAUUGGCGGCAAUCUUCCAGCAGCACCAGCUUUAAUGGGCAACGUCGUCAUUUGGAAGCCAUCUCCAUUUGCCGUUGCUUCAAACUGGCUGAUCUACCAGAUACUCAUUGAGGCCGGGCUUCCUCCGAACGUGAUCCAAUUUAUUCCCGGUGACGCAGAAGAAGUUACCAAAGCAGUGUUGUCCCACCGGGAGUUUGCAGCUCUCCAUUACACGGGGAGCACUGCAGUCUUCCGGUCACUGUACGGGAAAAUAGCAACAGGAGUUGCAGAUGGGAAGUACCAAGGCUACCCUCGCAUUGUGGGCGAAACUGGAGGCAAGAACUUCCACCUGAUCCACAGCAGUGCGGAUAUCACCAAUGCAGUAGUACAAACUGUUCGCGGAGCCUUCGAGUACCAAGGGCAGAAGUGCAGUGCCUGCUCUAGAGCAUAUGUUCCGAAGUCGGUUUGGCCUCAGUUCAAGGAUCAUCUCGUGUUGGAAACCCAGGCGCUUAAGGUUGGCGAUCCUUCAGACUUUUCGAACUUCAUCGGUCCAGUGAUCCAUGAAGCAAGUUUCAAGAAACUCUCCGGUGCCAUUGAAGAUGCGAAGAAUGACAAAGAGCUAGAGCUGUUGGUUGGUGGAAAGUAUGAUAGUAGCAAGGGCUACUAUGUUCACCCCACAAUUUACCAAACCACAAAUCCUGACCACUCUCUACUCUCCCGCGAGCUCUUCGGCCCUAUAUUGGUCGUAUAUGUCUACGAUGACAGCGCCCCAGCAGAAGCAUUCCAGAAGAUCUGCAAGCAGAUCGACAAGACAUCCGAAUACGCUUUGACUGGAGCCGUCUUUGCCAAGGAAAGGGAAGUGCUAAGGUUUGCGGAAGAGGCGCUGCGAAACUCGGCAGGAAACUUCUAUCUCAACUGCAAGUGUACUGGUGCUGUGGUGGGCCAGCAGCCAUUCGGGGGAUCAAGGGCCAGCGGGACGAACGACAAGGCGGGUAGUGCAAAUCUCUUGGCGAGGUUUGUGAACGUGAGGGCUAUCAAGGAAGAAUUCGUGGCUACGAAGAAGGUUGCAUAUCCAAGUAACGAAGUAUGAGACCCUAGUGAUGCAGAAAGAACCCCGCUUGUCAAGGGGGAUAUGAAGUCGGCACGUAAAAGUCUUUUUUCCGGUAAAGAUUGCUUACGGCCUUAAGCCAAUUAUAUGCAGAUAUGAUUCUUAAAUACGAACUGUUAGUGCUUAUUAC
Molecule: messenger RNA, 1984 nt
Organism: Lindgomyces ingoldianus
Lineage: Eukaryota; Fungi; Ascomycota; Dothideomycetes; Pleosporales; Lindgomycetaceae
Product: delta-1-pyrroline-5-carboxylate dehydrogenase 1
Exons: 5
Coding region: 79-1836 (585 amino acids)
Cellular component (GO): mitochondrial matrix
Molecular function (GO): L-glutamate gamma-semialdehyde dehydrogenase (NAD+) activity
Source: RefSeq, a predicted model, not a curated record